AUGAGUGGGGACUCUCUGCUCCCGUAUCACACGGCCCAGAGCAGCACCGGGCUGGGCCUGUUCAAAAGCACCAUGGGGGAGCUGCAGCAGCAACUGCACAACGGCGAAUACGACAUAUUCAAGUACGCGCCGAUAUUCGAGAGCGACUUUAUCCAGAUCACGAAGAGGGGACACGUGAUUGACAUGCACAACUGUGUCUGCACGGUGACCGUGGGCAUCGCAUCCACCAGCCCCGUCCUCCCACUCCCAGACAUCAUGCUGCUGGCCCGACGGGCCACCGGCUGUGAACAGCACGCUGAGCACAGCCAGCCCACCAAGGGGAAGAGCCACAAGGUUGCCAAGACCUUAGAGCUCACCAGGCUCCUUCCCUUGAAGUUUGUGAGGAUCUCCACGCACGACCGUGAGAAACGACAGCUGCGCGUGAAGUUUGCCACUGGCCGCUCCUUCUACCUGCAGCUGUGUGCCCCUCUGGACGCGCAGGAAGACCUCUUCGCCUACUGGGAAGAGCUGAUUUACCUCCUGCGACCACCAUUGGACGGUCACAGCCGCACCUACGCUGUUCCAGCCAGGGACAUGAUCUGCAGGACUCUGUUCGAGGAGGAGGAGGAGGACGGGAGGAGCCCGGCAGUGGAGGAUUUCCAAGGAGAGUGGGAUGAGGACCAGGUGAGCAUCAGGAGCCUCCACACGCCCUCUGAGGUGGCCGCGGUCGGGUCUGCAGCUUUUGCUGGCGGGGAGGGGAUCCAACUGGACUCCCACAAGCCCGAUACCAUGUCCGAUGUGGCCACUGCCAAAGCAAAACCUACAGUGCUUGACAAAGAGUCAGCAUCGCGGGCAACGACAAAGGUGGAGACAGCAGGGGUGGCAGGCGGCACCACAGCGGGUGCUUUGAGCGUGGCAGAGAUCAAGUCUCCUGCCCCAGAAGAGCAGAGCACGGCCAUAGCAGCCACAGCCAGCAAGGGUCCAGGAGCAAGUAAAACCAACACAGCCACUGGGGGCACUGCGGGGAACAAGACCAUCCAAAAAGCAGCCGGCCCGGGCUCAGGCAGCCGGAGAGCCACUAGAGACGACCAAAAGGAGAAAGGCCACGGCAGCCCGGGGGACAACAAGCAGGGCACUGCUCACAAAGCCAUCAGCCGUGCUCCCAUCACCAACGAGUCCAGGACCUCGCACAAAUCGGGCAGGAGCUUACCUACAGCAAGUUCAGGUUCCAUCACCAAGAGACUCAGCAGGAUCGGCUCUUUCUUCAGGAAUGUCAGAGCCAAGCUUACGACAAAGACAGUGGCCUCCUCACGCGAGGAAUAUGUGAGCAUCCCGCCGAAGGCAGUGGAAGGGACCCGAAUGGAGGCCAUCACAGAGACAGCAGAGAGUGGCCAGGGCCUGGAAAUCACUGGUGGUGUGACAUCUGAGACC
Messenger RNA from Kogia breviceps (pygmy sperm whale), 1410 nucleotides. Its product is annotated as Golgi-associated RAB2 interactor protein 4-like. Gene Ontology annotation, cellular component: nucleus. NCBI's taxonomy places the organism in Eukaryota, Metazoa, Chordata, Mammalia, Artiodactyla, Physeteridae. The record is from RefSeq and is a predicted model, not a curated record.